Messenger RNA from Pterocles gutturalis (yellow-throated sandgrouse), 1647 nucleotides. It is a transcript of the gene SLC38A4, whose product is annotated as solute carrier family 38, member 4. Lineage: Eukaryota; Metazoa; Chordata; Aves; Pterocliformes; Pteroclidae. Gene Ontology annotation, biological process: amino acid transmembrane transport. The record is from RefSeq and is a predicted model, not a curated record. Gene Ontology annotation, molecular function: amino acid transmembrane transporter activity. The transcript is spliced from 15 exons. Bases 1 to 1647 code for a protein of 548 amino acids.
AUGGAUCGCAUGGAGCUGCAAAAAGUCAACAUCGAACCUGACGAUCAGAGCAACAGUGGGGAAAGCCUCGAAGACAACUACACAGAGCUGGUUGAUUCAGAAAAGGCUGCAAUUAGGAGUCCAUUUGCUAGUGAUGAUGCAGAAAGUCAGAAGUUCCUUACAAAUGGAUACCUGGGUAAAAAGAAAUUGGAAGAAUAUAAUGAAGAAUAUCACCUGGGAAGAGCUUCCUUUGGAAUGUCCGCAUUCAACCUCAGCAAUGCCAUUAUGGGCAGUGGCAUCUUAGGGCUCUCCUAUGCCAUGGCCAACACAGGAAUUAUCCUUUUCAUAGUUCUGCUGCUCAGCGUAGCAAUAUUGUCGCUUUACUCAGUCCACCUCUUGCUGAAGAUAUCAAAAGAAGGAGGAUCACUAAUAUAUGAAAAACUAGGAGAAAAGGCAUUUGGCUGGCCUGGGAAGUGUGGUGUUUUCGUUUCGGUCACAAUGCAGAACAUUGGAGCAAUGUCAAGCUACCUCUUUAUUAUUAAAUAUGAACUUCCUGAAGUGAUCAGAGCAUUUAUGAAACUUGAGGAGAGUUCUGGAGAAUGGUACCUAAAUGGGAACUACCUUGUCAUACUCGUAACAGUUGGGAUUAUUCUUCCCCUCUCCCUUCUAAAGAGUUUAGGUUAUCUUGGUUAUACGAGUGGUUUUUCGCUGACCUGUAUGGUUUUCUUUGUCAGCGUGGUAAUCUUCAAGAAAUCCCAAAUACCCUGUCCUCUCCCCAUCAUGGACCAUGGGGCUGAAAACUGGACCACUGCCAACAACACAGUGCCAAUGCACCUGGUCAUAUUACCAAAUGAGUCUCUCAGUUCUGGUGUGAAUUUCAUGAUGGACAAUACAGCUGGGCACUUGCCAGGCCUUGAGGAGUCAAAAGAUACCUCCCCCAAAAGUGGUGUAGAAUAUGAAGCACACAGCGACAGUGGUGACGUGUGUCAAGCAAAAUACUUUGUGUUCAACUCACGGACUGCCUAUGCAAUACCCAUCCUGGCAUUUGCAUUCGUAUGCCACCCUGAGGUGCUACCAAUAUACAGUGAACUGAAAGAUCGUUCCCGAAAGCGGAUGCAGAAUGUCUCAAAUAUCUCCAUCACUGGCAUGCUUAUCAUGUAUCUUCUGGCUGCCCUCUUUGGAUAUCUUACCUUCUAUGGAGAAGUUGAAGACGAGCUGCUCCAUACAUACACCAAAGUGUACACCUUCGACACCCUUUUGCUGUCAGUUCGCCUGGCGGUGCUGGUGGCUGUAACCCUCACCGUGCCCCUUGUCCUUUUCCCGAUCCGUUCAUCUGUCAGUGCUUUGCUGUUUCCCAAAAGGCCGUUCAGCUGGAUAAGACACUUCCUGGUUGCAGCAGUAAUUCUUGCUUUUAAUAACCUGCUUGUAAUUUUUGUCCCAACUAUUAAAGACAUCUUUGGAUUUAUUGGUGCCUCCUCUGCUACACUGCUGAUUUUCAUCCUCCCUGGUGCCUUCUACCUGCGGCUUGUCAAGAAGGAGCCCCUGAGGUCUCCCCAGAAGAUCGGGGCUCUUAUUUUUCUCAUAGUUGGCAUAAUUUUCAUGAUUGUGAGUAUGACUCUUAUUGUAAUGGACUGGAUUUAUAAUCCCCCAAGUUCCAGACAUCACUAA